AGCUUCUUUGUCGAACGCUGUUCCCGGUCAAGCCAACCACUGCCUCUGGGAUCCUCCCGUCCCUGCCUUCCAGCUCCCGUGCAAAGACAGCGAGAGGUGACGAGUCGGGGGAUGGCGACGCUCAUGCCCUGGCACGUGAAUUUAAGUUGAUAAAAAAACGGGCAGUUCUGCAACAAGCAACUGCUGCUUGCGUGUGUGCCGUUGUCUUCGCCGCGGGGGGAAAGGAGGAGGCGACGAUGCAAUCGCUCUCAUCACUGUUGACGUUCCCUAUUUCCUCCUCUUCCCACCAGAGCAACGCGGAAAGGACUCCGCUGCCGCCCCCGUCGACUCACAUCGUGAGCACCGCGACGCAGCCUGCGCCGAGCUCCUUUCUUCCGCUUCACUACGCCCGUCUCUUUCUGGCCGCAUCACGACCGGUCGUUUGGGUGUGCUGCGAUGCCGCGGGCAAGGCACAUUGGCGAGCACUGCUUCGAAAAGCCACAGGCGCAAGCGCCGCUACUCUCGAAGCGCACUGGCACUUUGUCGAUGCGACGGCGGGCGAUGCAUUCGAUGGCCGGCCCACAGAGCGCCUGAAGAGGCUUCAUGGCGCAGUGGAAGCGACGAUACAAAAGGCCUGCCCUGCCGCGUCGUCCACGCCCUUGCCAUCUUCUUCGUUUAAGAGCCGAACGUGGGAACAAGCAAGGGCGCUCGUCGUUCUCGAUGACGCUGCAGCCCUGGCGUGGGCUCUUGACGGCACGGCUGAGGAUUGGAUUGAGGGGGACGAGCAGGAGCAAGCUCCCAACCACGAUCGAUUCGAUGGCCGACUCGAGCUGCUUCGCAGGUCUGGUAAAAAGGGCGGCGUCAAGGAAGAUGCGACGGGCAAGGGAGUAGCAAGGUGGAUCGAGGGCCUCGCACAGCUGUGUGCCCAGUACGACUGCGCACUGUUGACGCACAUGACUGUCGAAAAUACGACCAUCAUCCCGCCGAGUCUGAGCAACCCGCACUCGUCAUCACGCGGUGGUCAUGGCGUCGGGACUGGGUUCGACGCCGACGAUGCGGGCGAAGAAGACGACGAGGACCUCGUCUUUGAAGAGAUCGACGACGAGCUCGAGUCUGCUCCCGCUGCACCGCAUGAGGACAUCUCGACGGUGGAAACAAAGACUAAACUAAUCACCGCAAGCAGCUCGCUGCCUCCAGAUGAUACAAUUGACUGGCGGGUCGACUCGCUUUUGCGCGUGCUCCUUGCUUCGGCCGACUUUUGGAUCGAAGUCCGAGGCCUCCGGAGCGGAAAGGCGAGAGACUGCCACGGCGAGAUCUGCAUACACCCACUCGUCCGACCGCUGCAGGCCCAGGGCAAACCUCUGCCCCGCUUGCCCCUGCCUCUGGAUCCCUUGCGGCACGAUCGCCGACGUGACGCCAGCGCACGAUCCCUGUCCCACCUCAACAACCUUUCCCUCUCGUCUUCCAACGGCGUCGGCACCGCAAAGAAAACCACCUUGCCAAUUCGAGCCUGGGAUUUCGAAUGCUGGUCUCCAUCUCGAGACAAGGCGAUGCUCUUCCGGCUCGAUCAGUCGGGCGAAGGCGCCGUCUGGCCAAGAGGCAUUCCUUCUUCAUCAUCCUCUGCAUAACAUUCCCUCUCUUCUCCAAUUCUUCACUUUCCGAGAACAAGACAACCAAGUGUACAAGUACGCAUGAAAUCAUUAAAAUAGACGACCCUCUCCCUUCCCUGAUCCUCACUUUUCGCCGACAUUCUUGAAGCGACGGAGGGCGCGCUCGCGCGCAAACUUGUGUUCGACAAUUGGUUCGGGGUAGUCGAGUUUCUGGAUGUCAGAAGCUCACCUUGAACUCUUCCUUUGACAGCCUCUCGAACG
This is a messenger RNA of Acaromyces ingoldii, 1850 nucleotides long. RefSeq lists its product as hypothetical. Gene Ontology annotation, biological process: tRNA wobble uridine modification. Gene Ontology annotation, cellular component: elongator holoenzyme complex. The transcript has 3 exons. The coding region runs from base 237 to 1607 and encodes 456 amino acids. The record is from RefSeq and is a predicted model, not a curated record. NCBI's taxonomy places the organism in Eukaryota, Fungi, Basidiomycota, Exobasidiomycetes, Exobasidiales, Cryptobasidiaceae.